Necator americanus (New World hookworm) is the source of this 354-nucleotide messenger RNA. RefSeq lists its product as uncharacterized. Lineage: Eukaryota; Metazoa; Nematoda; Chromadorea; Rhabditida; Ancylostomatidae. The record is from RefSeq and is a predicted model, not a curated record. The coding region runs from base 1 to 354 and encodes 117 amino acids. The transcript has 2 exons.
AUGGGCUUUAGCAAUGUGCUGGACGACAGCACAUUUUCGCAAUUUGAAGCAGGGCCACCACGUGCAGGUAGCAAUCAGACUCGUAUACGUGGCCCCGUGAUUCGCUUUAACGACAACCGUUGGACCAGAGCCGUGAGCGACUGGGUUCCACACGAUAUCAAGCGCACUGCAGCAAGACCGCCGAUCCGAUUGUCAAACUUCUUCACAAGGUUCUUGGUCGAAAAAUUCGAUGCUCUUCGUGUCCCACGUGAAAGGAGAAACCGAAAUUGGACGACUCUGGCACGCGAUCGGGACAAGUGGACGGAUUACUGGCGCUCGCUCGACCAGGUCGAAGAAGAACGGGAGUCAAGCUAA